This is a messenger RNA of Sorex araneus (European shrew), 6493 nucleotides long. RefSeq names its product nuclear factor of activated T cells 3 (gene NFATC3). The coding region runs from base 336 to 3545 and encodes 1069 amino acids. NCBI's taxonomy places the organism in Eukaryota, Metazoa, Chordata, Mammalia, Eulipotyphla, Soricidae. The record is from RefSeq and is a predicted model, not a curated record. Gene Ontology annotation, biological process: cytokine production; calcineurin-NFAT signaling cascade; regulation of transcription by RNA polymerase II. Gene Ontology annotation, molecular function: transcription factor binding; RNA polymerase II cis-regulatory region sequence-specific DNA binding; DNA-binding transcription factor activity, RNA polymerase II-specific. The transcript is spliced from 11 exons. Gene Ontology annotation, cellular component: transcription regulator complex.
CGCGGAACGGCGCGGGAGCGCGCCGGCGGCGGUGGCGGCAGUUGGGGGGCGGGGAAUGUUGGCUGAGGCGACCGUGGCGGCUUAGGCACUAGCGCGACUGGCAGUGGCUCCUGGUGCGGCUCGGCGCGUGGCCAGCUCUCGAGCUCGGAACGGAACUCUGGGCGUUUGCGGUCCCCGCCCGGAAAGUUUGCCGCGAAGCUGCGACCUCCCGGCCAGCGCGGCCCGGCAUGAAGCGGCGCUGAGGAGCUCUUGCUGCCGCCGCCGCUGCCGCCGCCGCCGCCGCCGCCGUCGCUGCCGCCGCCUGAGGAGGAGCCGCAGCACCUUGGGCCACGCCGAUGACUACUGCAAACUGUGGAGCCCACGACGAGCUCGACUUCAAACUCGUCUUCGGCGAGGACGGGGCGCCGGCGCCGCCGCCCCCGGGCUCGCGGCCUGCAGAUCUUGAGCCUGCUGAUCGUACAUCCAUUUACAUCUUAAAUGUAGAUCCACCUCCAUCCACUUUACACUCACCACUUUGCUUACCACAUCAUGGAUUACCGUCUCACUCUUCUGUUUUGUCACCAUCGUUUCAGCUUCAAGGUCACAAAAACUAUGAAGGAACAUGUGAGAUUCCUGAAUCUAAGUACAGUCCAUUAGGUGGUUCAAAGCCCUUUGAAUGCCCAAGUAUUCAAAUCACAUCCAUCUCUCCUAACUGUCAUCAAGAAAUAGAUGCUCAUGAAGAUGAUCUACACAUAAAUGAUCCAGAAAGGGAAUACCUGGAAAGGCCUUCUAGAGAUCACCUUUAUCUUCCUCUUGAGCCAGCCUACCGGGAGUCUUCCCUUAGUCCUAGUCCUGCCAGCAGCAUCUCUUCUAGGAGCUGGUUCUCAGAUGCAUCUUCUUGUGAAUCUCUUUCACAUAUUUAUGAUGAUGUGGAUUCAGAGUUGAAUGAAGCAGCUGCCCGAUUUACUCUUGGAUCCCCUCUGACUUCUCCUGGUGGCUCUCCUGGGGGAUGCCCUGGAGAAGAUUCCUGGCAUCAACAGUAUGGACUUGGACACUCCCUGUCACCCAGGCAGUCUCCUUGCCACUCUCCUAGAUCUAGCAUCACUGAUGAGAAUUGGCUGAGUCCCAGGCCAGCCUCAGGACCAUCGUCGAGGCCCACUUCCCCCUGUGGGAAACGACGGCAUUCUAGUGCCGAGGUUUGUUAUGCUGGGUCCCUUUCACCCCAUCAUUCACCUGUUCCUUCUCCUGGUCACUCCCCUAGGGGUAGUGUAACAGAAGAUACCUGGCUCAAUACUUCUGUCCAGGGUGGAUCGGGUCUUGGCCCUACACUUAUUUCAUUUCAGUACUAUGUAGACACUGAUAUCCCUCUGAAGACCAGGAAGACGUCUGAAGAUCAAGCUACCAUACUACCAGGAAAAUUAGAGCUCUGUUCAGAUGACCAAGGGAGUUUAUCACCAUCCCGGGAAACUUCAGUAGAUGAUGGCCUUGGAUCUCAGUAUCCUUUAAAGAAAGAUUCAUCCGGUGACCAAUUUCUUUCAGUUCCUUCACCCUUUACUUGGAGCAAACCAAAGCCUGGUCACACCCCUAUAUUUCGCACAUCUUCGUUACCUCCACUAGACUGGCCUUUACCAACUCACUUUGGACAGUAUGAAUUGAAAAUAGAAGUGCAGCCUAAAACUCAUCAUCGAGCGCAUUAUGAAACCGAGGGUAGCCGAGGAGCUGUAAAAGCAUCAACUGGGGGACAUCCUGUUGUAAAGCUCCUGGGCUAUAGUGAAAAGCCAAUAAGUCUACAGAUGUUUAUUGGAACAGCAGAUGAUCGAUAUUUACGACCUCAUGCAUUUUACCAGGUUCAUCGAAUCACGGGGAAGACUGUUGCUACAGCGAGCCAAGAGAUAAUAAUUGCCAGCACAAAAGUUUUGGAAAUUCCACUUCUUCCAGAAAACAACAUGUCAGCCAGUAUUGAUUGUGCAGGUAUUUUGAAACUUCGCAAUUCAGAUAUAGAACUUCGAAAAGGAGAAACUGAUAUUGGCAGAAAGAAUACUAGAGUCCGACUUGUGUUUCGUGUACACAUCCCACAGCCAAAUGGAAAAGUCCUUUCUCUGCAGACAGCUUCUAUACCUGUUGAGUGUUCCCAGCGGUCUGCUCAGGAACUUCCUCAUAUUGAGAAGUAUAGUAUCAACAGCUGUUCUGUAAACGGAGGUCAUGAGAUGAUUGUGACAGGAUCUAAUUUUCUUCCAGAAUCCAAAAUUAUUUUUCUUGAAAAAGGACAAGAUGGACGACCUCAAUGGGAGGUAGAAGGGAAAAUAAUCAGGGAAAAAUGUCAAGGGGCUCACAUUGUCCUUGAAGUUCCUCCGUAUCAUAACCCAGCAGUUACAGCUGCUGUGCAGGUGCACUUUUAUCUUUGCAAUGGCAAGAGGAAGAAAAGCCAGUCUCAACGUUUUACUUACACACCAGUUUUGAUGAAGCAAGAACACAGAGAAGAGAUUGACUUGUCUUCAGUUCCAUCGUUGCCUGUGCCUCAUUCUACCCAGAGCCAGAGGCCUUCCUCAGAUACAGGACACCUACGUGAUGGUGUACUGUCAGCACAGAGAAACUUGGUUUGUCCUAUUCAGCAAACAUAUGGAUCCCUGUUAACCUCAUCCCAUCUGACACAGUUGCAGUGUAGGGAUGAGAGUGCUGGUAAAGAACAGCACAUGCUACCGUCUUCAGUCAUUCACCAGCCUUUUCAAGUUGUACCAACACCUGUGGCGUCUUCCUAUCAGUCUAUGCAAAGUAAUGUUGUGUACAAUGGACCAUCUUGUCUUCCUACUAAUGCUGCCUCUAGUCAAGAAUUUGAUCCAGUUUUGUUUCAGCAAGAUACAGCUCUUCCUCGUUUAAUAAGUCUUGGCUGUCAACCACCUUCAUCCAUACCAUUUCAUUCCUCUAAUUCAGGCUCAGCAGGACAUCUCUUAGCCCAUUCACCUCAUUCUAUGCAGACCCUGCCUCAUCUGCCAUCAACAGGAUACCAUUGUCCGAACACAGGACAGAGAUCUCUUUCUUCUCCUGUAGCCGACCAGGUCACAGGCCAGCCUUCCCCUCAGUUACAGCCUAUUACAUACACCCCUUCACAUUCAGGAUCUGCUACAACAGCCUCCCCAGCAGCCUCUUGUCCCCUGGCCAGUUCGCCACUCUCUGGGCCUUCAUCACCAUCUCCUCAGCUACAGCCUAUGCCUUACCAGAAUCCUAGCUCAGGAACUGCCUCGUCACCGUCUCUAACCACCAGAAUGCAUUCUGAUCAACAUUCAACUCAAGCACAAAGUACGGGCCAGGGAGGUCUUUCUGCUCCUUCAUCCUUAAUAUGUCACAAUUUGUGUGAUCCAGCUUCAUUUCCACCUGAUGAGUCAACUGUGAACAUUAAACCUGAACCUGAAGAGCAUGAGCCUAACUUCUCAACUAUUGGUCUUCAGGACAUCACUUUAGAUGAUGACCAGUUUAUCUCUGACUUGGAACACCAGCCGUCAGGUUCAGCAGAGAAAUGGCCUAACCACAGUGAGCUCUCAUAUCCAGCUCCUUUCUGGAGAAUCUAGAGGUGAACGAGAUCAUUGGGAGAGACAUGUCCCAGAUUUCUGUUUCCCGAGGAAGAGGGGCGAGCAGGCAGCCUCCCCUCCCUGGUCCCGAGUCCCUGGAUUUAGGAAGAUCCGAUGGGCUCUGACAGCCUUGGGCCACCACCAUGUACUUCUCAGCAUGUUUCUCUCCUUGGACCUUGGGUUUCUAACUCGGCAGCCUUCAGGACUCGUGCCAGAAGUUGGGAUCAUUGUGUGGGGAAUGCAACGUUUCUCCACCUCAGGCCUUGGGUAGAUUUUAUAGACGAACAGGAACAGCAGAGGCUGUUUGAGCUUUGCUUUUUAUAUUUAAAUAGAUACUUUUAUAUGAUGGGUGCUUUGAGUGUAAAUGCAGCAGACUCCAUUUCAGAGGUGCUGCUUUAUGCAGGUAACCUGGUUGCUUAGGUAGGAUUGGUGAUUUGUACUGCUUUACGGUCAUUUAAAGGGCCCUCUAGCUUUGAUAUUUUUAAAAUAAGAAUUUUUGAUAAAAUCUUCCACAGGCAAACAACAACAAAAUACCCUCAGCCCAUACUAUGCCUCAGAAACUCAGCAUGUGUCCUGAAGCCUUCCAUAGACUCAUAGGAAAUAAAGCCAAAUGUAGCUCAUACUUUAUAAGAGUAAAUUGUUAGGUAAAAUGAAAAGAGACCAUUCCAAUCAUUGAAAUGUUGGAAUAGAAAAAGACAUUCCAGAGCAUAGCCUUUCUGCCACUUUCUAGGUACAGUUUUCCUGCAAUUUCUCCAUUACCAACACCAUGUGGAAAUAGCUUUUUCCCCCUCAGGGCCUUGGGUCAGAUAGAUGCUUGACAGGUGACUUUUCCGGGUCAGGCUGUGAGCAUGGGAGUUUGUUUCCUGCCAUCCUGCAAACAAGAAGGCUACUGAGUGCUCUUCCUAUUUGUAUCCUGUGGAUUCAUAUAUUUUCCAAGUGGGAGCAUCUACAUUUUGCUGCUCUUUAACCUUAGAAGCCACAGUCUCAUCUGGGUACCCUGCCUUGUUGGUUCUGUCUUGCCUCCAGAAGCAGACUGUCAGGAACUAAGCACAAAUGAGAAUUGCUGCAGGUCAGUAGCAUAGAAAAUGAAGGACUUCACAUGGGACACGUUUAAGAGCCACACUGGCCUGGAAGGUUAAUCCCUCAUUCUGUUUACAGCCUAAAAUUAUCCUGGCUUGCCCUGUCCCUUCUGUGUGGCCUAAAAAUUGGCCUUUUCCCUAAAAGGGUUUUAGGCAUAUUUUAAAAAAAGAAAAAUCAGCGGGUAGGGCAUUUGUCUUGCACACAACUGACCUGGGUUCAAUCCCUGGCAUCCCAUAUGAUCCCCUGAGCACCGCCAGGAGUAAUCCCUGAGUGCAGAGCCAGGAGUAAUCCUGAGCAUUGCCGGGUGUGACCCAAAUAGCAAAAAAAAAAAAUCCGCAUCAUCGACCUGACCCUCCACACCAAAGAUUCCCUGGUGCUGCUGCUGGUGAAGCUGGCACCCAAGGCAGGGGCCAGCAACAAGCUCCAGCCUGCUGUCUAACCAAAGGAGAUGCCCAAAUUGGGUGCUAUUUUCAAACCCUGCCCAAACCCCUCACCUUAAUGGGACCCCAGUUCAGAGCUCCUCAAGUGUGUUUUCCUUUUGAAAUUUGCUUUACUUUUUUCAGGAUGUAAAUUUUUUGAGUACCUGCAUGUGAGAGAAAUUGCUGGGCCGAUCAAAGGUUUAAGAUUAUUUCAGGUCAUUUCAUUAUGGGCCAGAACUCUCCACUGAAGCCCAGUGAGAUGUAUGGGGUAUUAGCCCAGCUCAUUGCCCUGUUUUAUCUAGUCGGGUAGAAGCUAUUGACCCAGCAUGAGGCACUGUGGGUGGGUCUUUUUUCUUUCUUUUUUUCCUUAAAGAAACCAAUGAUGUUUUAGAUUUCUUCCCCCUCAAACUAGAGAGAAAUAUUCUGCAAAUUACUCUGGUCUCACUUGGAGCUGGGUGAGUCAUUAGAUCUCUUUUGAAAAUGAGCUUUGUGUCAAGUGUGAAUAGUGAGACUUGCUUCAGGGCCUAUGUUUGGAAGCCCACAGCUUCCUUUGGAUGGGCGGGUGGGUGGGGGACGUGUGUCAGGGGACAAGCUGGCCUCUGAGCUCCAGAGAACUGGCCAGACUUACUUCUCCCCAACUCUCUUGCCCCUGGUGUAGCUGCCUCACAUGGGGUUCUUGCAAGUUUCUUUUGCAAGACUUUGGGGGAUGCUCUACUGCCCUCCAGAAUAAAAACCUCUAUGAUUCAGAGUUGCUAUGCACCAAGUUUUGAUGCCUUUUAAAUACCUUGAUGCCUGUAGCACUAGAGAUGCUUUCCUAUUUAAAAUAAAAAGUUAAAUUUUAAAAUAGAGCUUUGUAUACUAUAUAAGCAAUUUUAUAAGAGCUUUGGUGUAAGAGUCUAUUUUUUUGGCUUUGUAGAUAAAAACUUAAAUUUUGUGCAACCUAGUGUCAUUAAAGCACACAUCCGAUGGACUAUGCAAAUUUCUAAUAGCAGCACCAAGCAGCCAGGCCUGUGUGUGCACCCUCACCCCGCACUGCAGCCCUUUGAAGAAGGGGGAAGCAGCCUUUUGCUUAUUGGAAGUGCAGAGAAACAUAGCUGAAGAAAGUAGAAAAAAGGAACUGGAUGAUUUAAGGUUCACAUGUGGUGCUGCUGCCCCGGGCUGCACCCAUGUCUGUUGGGUCUGGCAGUAAAGCCCCAUUUGGAAUAUUCGGAACAGAGGGUCUUUCAGACUCAUGAUUACAACCAUGUAUUUCAGAAAAUGGAUGAUGUUCAGUUGAGGAACUGGUUCUCAGGUAUGUUUACAGCACUUGGGAUUGUGUUUUCUUGUACAGUUUGUAUUUUAAAACCUUUCAUAGGAGUACAGUGCUCCUUACACAGACACAAAGGGAAGAGCCAGCAGUUCAAGCUCCUCAGUUAACAGUGCUGAAAUAAUAAACGGUUAACAGGUGAA